Molecule: messenger RNA, 5964 nt
Organism: Chlamydomonas reinhardtii
Lineage: Eukaryota; Viridiplantae; Chlorophyta; Chlorophyceae; Chlamydomonadales; Chlamydomonadaceae
Exons: 12
Coding region: 222-5249 (1675 amino acids)
Molecular function (GO): 5'-3' DNA exonuclease activity; 5'-flap endonuclease activity; DNA binding
Source: RefSeq, a predicted model, not a curated record
ACUUAUUCCUCCUUCUUGUCACCUAUCCUUUGGCCACAGCGCCAGUUUUGCCACUGCUUUAAAUCCAGCUUAGCCGCCCCUGACUCGAACUACAACAAUAUAUGGCUAUAGAAUAGCACUGUUAUACUUGACCUGGCGCCAGGCGGCGGGCAGGCGAGCUGUCGGCAGCAUGGCGCUUUGAAGCACGCUGACGGUGGCGCAGGAGUGGCGCUGCGCCCGCGAUGGGCAUCAACGGGCUCUUGCAGCAGCUCAAGAGCAUUUCCAAGCCGAAGCACGUCAGCGCAUACCGCGGACAGAAGGUUGCCAUCGAUGGCUACUCGUGGCUGCACAAGGGCGCAUACAGCUGCAGCAGGGAGCUGUGUGAGGGCAUCUGGGCGGACGGCUACGUACGCUACUUCGUGGGGCGCGUCGACCUAUUGCUGGGCAAUGGCGUGGUGCCCAUCGUGGUGUUUGACGGCUGCCGCCUGCCCAUGAAGGCAGAUGAGGAGGACAACCGCAGACGCGGCCGGCGGGAGGCGCUGGAGCGGGCUCGCGCCCAUGCCGAGUCGGGCAACAUGGCCGCCGCCAACGAAUGCUACCAGCGCGCGGUCAACAUUACGCCCUGGAUGGCCAAGGUGGUCAUCGAGGCGCUGCGUGAGCGCGGCGUGCGCUGCCUGGUGGCGCCCUACGAGGCGGACGCACAGCUGAGCUACCUGGCUCUGCGGGGCGAGGUGCACGCGGUGCUGACCGAGGACAGCGACAUGCUGGCGUACGGCUGCCCGCGCGUGCUGUACAAGCUGGACCGGGCGGGGCACGGCGAGGAGGUGCUGCUGGCUGACCUGCCGCUGGUGCGGGAGCUCAACAUGGCGGGCUUCGACCACGACAUGCUGCUGCAGAUGUGCAUCCUGGCCGGCUGCGACUUCCUGCCCAACAUCUCGGGCGUGGGCAUCAAGAAGGCGCACGGGCUCAUCAAGAAGCACCGUGACUUCGUGCGGGUGGUCCGCACGCUGCGCUUCAACGGCACCACCGUGCCGCCGAACUACGAGGUCCGCUUCCAGCGCACGCUGUGGCUGUUCCGCCACCAGCGUGUGUUCUGCCCCGCCGCACGCGCCAUGGCGCACCUGCGGCCGCUGCCGCCGGGCGGGCUGGGCGGCGCGGACGUGCUGGUGGCGGCGGCGCUGCCGGCGGAGGGGCCGGAGCGGGAGGCGCUGGAGUUCCUGGGGCCGGUGAUGGAGGCGGAGGUGGCGGCGGGCAUUUCGGAAGGCGAGCUCGACCCUAGCACGCUGAAGCCGUUCGACCUGGCCACCAUCUACCGCGGCUGCCCGCACCCGCCCCGCCACCUGUGGCAGGCGCUGGGCAUACCCGCCUCCGGGCCGCAGCAGCACCACCAGCAGCACCACCAACAUCAACGCGGACACGGCGGCGCCACUCCGUCAUCAUCACAGGGCGGCGCGCCCAGCGGCAGCCAGGCGGCGGCGGGCGGCUCACAGGGGGCCGGUCAGGGGGCCAGCGGCAGCAGCAGCCAGGGGGCCGCGCAGCACAUGCACCACCACAGCCAACAGCGGCGCCAUACGUGGGGUGGCGCCAGCAACCAGCCGGGCGGCACUCACGCGUCCCAGCACCCGACCCAAAUGGGCCACAGUCACAGACGCCUCUCGGCAGCCGGCGGCCAUGGCGGCAAGCCGCCUCCUGCACCCAACGGCGGGAUACAGCGUUUCUUCAAGAGCAACCCGGCCGCCAGCCAGCCUUUCCGGCCUGUGCUGCCAGGCGGGGCGGUGGGCGGCGGCUCGCAGGCCCGCGCGUCGUCAGACGGGGAGGGCAGCGCGCCGGCGGCGGUUGUGACGCUCACCGGACAACGGGUGCAGGUGAUGCCGUGUGCCGCAGCGCGGCCGGCAGGGGCGGAGGUAGCGGCCAGUGCGCAGGCCAGCAAGCGCCCGCAGCAACACCCCGCAGCCGCUGCUGCAGGGGGCUUGGCAGGGGAUGAGGAGCCAGGGGCCGAGCUGGAGGGCGGGGGUGACGAGGGCCGCAGCGCGUCGCUGGGGGACGAGGCGGUCGCCGCGGCACUGGGCGGCUGCGGUGUGGCUGACGGCUACGAGGCGGCAGACGAGGAGCAGGUUGAUGUGAAGCGGUCGACACCGAAUGGCAAGCGGCGGCGGCGCAGCUCAGACCACAUGCGAACAGCUGUGGAAACGGCAGGUGGUGGCGACGGCGCUGGCAUGGGCGCGCCGUCACCGGGUCUGUUAGACACCAUCUCGGGGGGCAGCCUAUUUGCACGCCUCCGCUGCGGCGGCGCUGCAGGCGGCCGCGUGGGAGGCUUGGCUGCAGCAGGCAGCCGUGGCUCUCGACCGCCGGUAGGCCCCAGCACCACCGCGGCGCCGGCUGCGAAUGACACGGAGGGCGCUGCGGCUUCUACGCUCGCGGGAGCGGCGGCUGGGGCAGCUGCUGCAGCCCGGCUGCUACGGGUGCCGCCGGCAGCGGACUCGGCACACGAGGGCAGCGUGUCUGGCCUAAUGUCCAACUUCCAGUCUCAGGGCCGGUCGCAAGGGCUGUCAGGCGCGGACUCGGACGCGGCGGCGGGGUCUGGCUACGACAGCCAGUACGACAGCCAGGCCACGGCGGGCGGCGAAGCGGCAGCCAGCGCAGGCGGCGGCGGUAGCCUGCUGGGGGGUUGGGGCGCGCGCCGGCACGGCAACCGCGCUCGUGCGCCGGCUUACCUUGCCAUGGAGGCGCUGUUCUCGCAGCCCUCCGACACCGAUCAGCCGGCUUCGCAGCAGCAGCCGGCGGGCUCGGGGCCCGCUCUGUCGCUGGGGCUGCGGCCAGGGGCAGGCGCCCUGCCGGGGCUAGACAUCUGGCGGCGGCCGCCGGCAGCCGGAGCGCCGAGCAUGUCUCAGCCCUGCAUGUCGCUCCCCUCCACUUCAAAGCACUCGCACCUUACACCUUCACCGGAGGCGGCGGCUGUGGAGGAUGCCUGCGCUGCCGCCGCCGGCGCGGCUGCUGCUGGGGGAUCCUCUGCCACCGCGGCAGCACCGGACAAGUGCGCCGCGAGCACCGCUGCUCCAGCGUUCAGUAGCAUGCCGCAGCAACAGACGCAAGCACCACCCUUCAGCAUCUAUGACGGCUUGGACGAUGAUGGGGCGGAGGAUUGUGAGGCACGUUGUCAGCCGGGGCGUGGCGUCGACGCAGCUGGGAGGUGCACGGGAGCCACGGAGGAGCAGGAAGACGAGGAGGCGGGUGAGGAUGAGGUGACCAGCCCGUGGAAGGGCGCGACCGGGGUGCUGCAGGGCUCCCAGCGGCCCAUGAUGGCCGGGCUGCGGCGGCGGCGCCUGGGCGCAGGCGGUGGGCUGCUGCACGCCUCCGCGCGCCGGCGGCUGAACCAGGAGGAGCAGGAGGAGGUCGAGGCAGCAGGAGCCGCCGCUGUGGGCCGCACGGCAAGGGCGGGGGCUGUGCCGCAGGCGGCUGCCGCCGCGGGUGACUGGCUGCGCGGCGCUGCAGCUGCAGCGGAUGACGAUGAACACCUGCUCUUCGCCGGGCUGAGCGCCGCACGCCAGCAGCAUGACGGCGCCAGCAAUGGGCACAUGGAUGGCACAGGCGGCGAUGUCGGUAACCUGUUCGCGUUCGUUGGCGACGAGGAGCUAGAGCUGGGGCGCGCCGCGGGCGGCGGCGGCGGGGGUGAGGCUAUCGAUGACGGCGGUGAGUGCGGGGAUGCGGAGGCUGAGCGGCUGUUUCAGGCCUUGGACCGGAAGGAGGCCGACCGGCAGUCUCUGCUGGCGGAGCUGCAGGCGGCACAACACGACGAUGAGCAGCAGCAGCAGCAGCAGCAGCAGGAUAUUCAACAGCAGGAGCGGCAGGAUGGUCGCGAGACUGGGCCAACCAGAGUGGGCGCAGGCGGCGGCAGCGGUGGCAGUGGUGGCAACGGCAGCGGCGGCCGGGCGCGACGGCGCCUUCUUGACGGAUUUGCACAUGCACAGCAGCAGGUGUCGGCGGAGGGCGCGGCUGGGGCUACCGAGGACACCGGGGCCAAUGCCGCGCCACCGGGCAACACGACGCCGUUUGGGGCGUAUGCUGCCUCUGCUGGUGCCGCGGCAGCACCUCGGCAGGACCGGCGCUCGGGUCCCUCUCCAAACUGCAACGGCGCUGAGUGUGGCAGCGGCGCUGGUCCUGCGGCGACGGAGGAGGAGGCGCAGGCUGCUGCAGAAGAGGGCGCCGCCGCCGCUGCAGUGCAGGAAAUGGAGGACGAGGAUGAUGAGGACGACGACGUACUCAUCACGCAGGAGGUGGCGGGCAGGGGUGGCGGCGGCGGCGGGUUCCACUCGGUCCAGCACGUGGAGAAAUUCGCUCACCUUGCACGUAGGGCCGUGGACCGACUGCAGCUGGCGCUGCAGCCGCCGCCGGCCGCCGCCGCCGCAGCAGCUGCACCCUGGAGGUUGCGCGAGCACCAGCAGCAGCCGCCACAGCGGCGUGCAUCGGCAGCGGGCGCCGCCAAGGCGGCCCAGACCGGCGGUCCUACUCCCAGCCAGCUGCCGCACCAGCAGCAAUCGCAGCGGCCGGCGCCCGGCAUGCGGCCGCUCGCUGCCGCGCAGCCGGCAGGCGCCACACCUUGGCCGUUCGGCGACUUCACGUGCACGCGUGCAGCGCCCAAGCGGCGCACCUCUGCUCCAGGUUCGAAGCAGGGCGCCGCGGCCAGGGGCCAUGGCGGCUACUUCGGCAGCGUGUUUGUGUCGGACCAGGGGCAGGAGCCGCAACAGCAGGAUGACUGCGGCGAGGCCACUGCCGCCGAGGAUGCGGGCGGCGGCCAGCACCGGCAUCACCAGCAACAACAGCACAAGCACCAGGCGCAGGCGCAGGAGCCGACGCAAGGCGGGGCGGGUGAGGCGCAGGGUGACGGUGACGACGACGAUGGCGAGGUGGAGAUUGUUGGCAUGCGGCAUACGCCCGCCAUGUUCAACCGCCGUGCCCUAGCGGAGGCGCACCUGCGGCAGCCCUUUCAGGUGCCGCGCACCGUCAACACCAGCCAGCCGGGGUCCGCAGCAGGGAGCGGUGCCGGUGGCGGUGGCGGUGGGAGCGCGGUGGGCUUGACCGGCGGCCGGAUGGGUGGGCCAAGCCGAAGGCCGGGGCUUGGUGGCGGGAGGGCGUCGACAUCUGGAGCUGGCGCCGGCAAGGAACAGCGGCAGGCGGGGCAGGCAGCGGCGGUAGCUGGUGCGUUGGGUUUGCAGCGGUUCAUGUGCGGAGGCAGCGGCGGUGCGGCCGGCAGUCGUAGGUCCACUGGGUGAUGGCAUCCUCAGCCAUUAAGCCAGCCAUUUUGUACCCCAUAGCUGUUGGUUCUCGCUCAUGAACUUGUUUACACGCUAUCUUGGGCGUAACGUACUGCAGAGGUGAUGCACGUGUUGUGACGCGUGCUGCACCGCCCGUACAAUAUAUAUCAUAACCACCGGCACCAUCGUGGGGUUCGGACUGUGCCUGUAUUUAUCAAGCAUUAACUUACGUGACCUGGGACCUGCGUGCGAUGUGUGCAUGUGUAUGGUUGAAUGGCUGAUUCGUGCGAGUGAUGUGAGCUGGGUGACGUGCGAGAUCACGAAGCAGCCGGUGGGGUGAGCCUGCAAACGCUGUUACCUGUUUAGCUGGGCAAAUGGACUGGUGAGUACCAGGGUUGCGCUUGAGUUUGCGACGUUACAAGACAAACAGAGUGCAAGCACACAGAGACCAUGCUGGCCAGGCCCAGAUUGGCGCUGAAGGCCGGAAGAUGCAAUACGGUACAAGGUACGGUAUGCGUGUGUGAUGGGACAGUGGUAAGGCAGAUUGGUGAAGUCCCGUAGGGCGCAGCUGAUUCCCAAACGCCAGCAGAUGGCAAACAAUUUGCAACGGCAGAGCAGGAGUGCGCGAUACGGUAUGCAGGAUUUGCCAUGCUGUGAACGCAUGCACAGAUCAAAGUUUGUGCUCUGGCCGUCUGGGGCUUGAUGGCAGCUGAGGCACAGGCUACCAAAUGCC